AGCCGCGGAGGAGGUGGUGUGUCCUGAACCGGGCCUGGGGGCUGGUGACCCUUUGUGCCCCUUCGCCAUGGCCACGUUGAGCACCAAGCCCAGUGAGCGCUUCCGGCUGGCCGACUGGAACACCAACAGCUACCUGCUGUCCACCAAUGCCGAGCGGCAGCGAGAUGCUUCCCAUCAGAUCCGCCAGGAGGCCCGGGGCCUCCGGAAUGAGACCAACAACCAGACCCUUUGGGAUGAACACGACAAUAGGACUCGGCUGGCGGAGAGGAUUGACACGGUGACCCGCUGGAAGGAGAUCCUGGACAAGUGUCUGACGGACCUAGACGCCGAGAUGGAUGCCCUCGCAAAGAUGAAGGAAUCAGCAGAGCAAAACCUGCAGGCCAAGAACCUGCCUCUGGACGUGGCCAUCGAGUGCCUGACCCUGCGGGACAGCCGGCGGGACAUCGAUGUGGUGAAGGACCCAGUGGAAGAUGAGCUGCAUAAAGAGGUGGAGGUCAUCGAGGCCACCAAGAAGGCCUUGCAGCAGAAGAUUCGCCAGGCCUUCGAGCAGCUCUGCCUCCUGCAGGAAGUCCGACAGCAGCUCAACUCUGACCAUCGGGGCAAAAUGGAGACGCUGGAGAUCGACAGGGGCUGUCUCUCUCUCAACAUCAACUCCCCAAACAUCUCUCUGAAGAUCAAUCCGACGCGAGUCCCCAGUGGCUCCACCACACUCCAGCAGUGGGAUGAGUUCAGCCGGUCCAACAAGAACCGAGCAGAGGCCGAGAUGAAGGCAGCCACGGAGCUGAGGGAGACCAUCGCCUUGACUAUCGCCGAGACCAACAAUGAACUCGAAGCCCAGAGGGUCGCCACGGAAUUCGCCUUCAGGAAGCGGCUGCGGGAGAUGGAGAGAGUGUACAGUGAACUCAGAUGGCAGGAGAAGAACACCUUGGAGGAGAUCGCCGAGCUGCAGGAGGACAUCCGGCAUCUGGAGGAGGAUCUGCGCCGGAAGCUGCUGAGCCUGAAGCUGGCCCACACCCGGCUGGAGACCAGAACCUACCGGCCCAACGUGGAGCUCUGCCGCGACCAGGCGCAAUAUGGCCUCACUGACGAGGUUCACCAGUUGGAGGCAACCAUCGCUGCCCUGAAGCAGAAGCUGGCCCAAGCACAGGAUGCUCUGGACGCCUUGUACAAGCACCUGGCCCGGCUGCAGGCUGACAUUGCUUGCAAGGCCAACUCCAUGCUGCUGGACACCAAGUGCCUGGACACGCGACGCAAGCUGACGGUGCCGGCUGAGAAGUUCGUGCCCGAGGUGGACACCUUCACCCGCACCACAAACCGCACUCUCAGUCCACUCAAAAGCUGCCAGCUGGAGCUGGCCUAGCUUCCAGGGACGAGGCAGGAGGGCAAGGUGGGGUGGGAAAGGGAAGGAGGGGCAGAGAAUAAAUUGAAUAAAGGUCGAGGUUC
Messenger RNA from Lepus europaeus (European hare), 1443 nucleotides. RefSeq names its product tektin 2 (gene TEKT2). Gene Ontology annotation, cellular component: microtubule cytoskeleton; nucleus. Gene Ontology annotation, biological process: cilium assembly; cilium movement involved in cell motility. The transcript is spliced from 10 exons. NCBI's taxonomy places the organism in Eukaryota, Metazoa, Chordata, Mammalia, Lagomorpha, Leporidae. Bases 68 to 1360 code for a protein of 430 amino acids. The record is from RefSeq and is a predicted model, not a curated record.